Molecule: messenger RNA, 1882 nt
Organism: Papilio xuthus (Asian swallowtail)
Lineage: Eukaryota; Metazoa; Arthropoda; Insecta; Lepidoptera; Papilionidae
Product: glucose dehydrogenase [FAD, quinone]
Exons: 3
Coding region: 55-1851 (598 amino acids)
Molecular function (GO): flavin adenine dinucleotide binding; oxidoreductase activity, acting on CH-OH group of donors
Source: RefSeq, a predicted model, not a curated record
UUUGUGAACUCUGUUUAUGUAUCGGCGGGUACAUUAUAUGUAAUAUAUUGCAGAAUGUUGGUGACUUCAAUAGCAUAUUUUCAAUUAAAUAUUUUAUUACCUUUCAUUAAUGUUUUAUCCACAAUAUUUCUUGCGGUGGCCCCUCUACUGCUCAAUACUCAAGAAUACAAAACACAAACUCACGUCUCCGAUGGCGACAGUUUCGACUUCAUCGUUGUGGGUGCGGGUUCAGCGGGCUGCGUGCUCGCCAAUCGCCUUACAGAAAUUGGAAACUGGAGCGUGUUGCUGAUAGAAGCUGGCGAUGACCCACCUCUCAUCUCUGAUAGUCCCGGAUUAUCAGUGUUGAUGCCAAUGGCACUGCCGGACUGGAAUUAUCAAACACUUGACGAUGGCUAUUCCAGUCAGGCACAAAAGACAAGAAACAUACACAUGGUUAGAGGAAAAAUGUUGGGAGGAUCCAGUGGCGUCCAUUACAUGUACUAUGUUAGAGGUAAUAAAGCAGACUACGACAAAUGGACCCAAUUAGGUAACCCAGGAUGGGACUGGCACAAUGUGACACAUUAUUUCAAAAAAAGCGAACAUUUAUUAGAUCCUGUUAUUUUAAAUGGUAAAACAUCUAACCUACAUGGAAAAAAUGGAUACAUGCAUAUUACCCGACCAGUUUGGAAAGGUAGACCUGAACGAUAUUUGGAAGCUUUCGAAGAGAUAGGUAACAAUCUAUUACUUGAUACAAACGGCAUUGAACAAAUCGGCUAUUCGUUUCCAUCGUUCACAAUCGGUAAUAAUUUAAGGCAAAGCACUGCGGUUGCAUUUCUACAACCUAUAUUGGACAGAAAAAACUUAUAUUUGCUAAAGAAUACGUUGACGAGAAAAGUAAUUUUUGAUAAUGACAAAACUAUUGUAGGCGUAGAAGUAAAAUUAUCAAGUAAUAAAAUUGUAACCAUAAGAGCAAAAAAAGAAGUAAUUUUAUCAGCAGGCGCUCUAAACAGUCCUCAACUUUUAAUGCUGUCCGGGAUAGGACCAAAAGAUCACUUGGAUAAAAUUGGAAUUAAAACAUUAGUCAAUUCCCCUAAUGUUGGGAAAAAUAUGCAAGAUCAUGCAUUGGUUCCAGUAUUAAUAAGUGGGGGUGAUAAUAUACGAUCAUUUAUUGAAAUAAUAAAUGUAUUCAGAAAUCUGGACAAGUUUCCAACAGCGAGUUUGCUUGGGCACAUCGCUUUGGAUAAAUCUCAAACAUAUCCAGAUUACCAGGCGACAGUUCUUCCAGAACAUAGAGGAUCAAUAUUGCCAGUAUUUAUGUGUAAAAACGUAUUCAAAUGGAACGAUAAAGUAUGUACUUCAAUGGCAAAAGCUGCUUUAAAAAGAGAAGUGGCGUUCGCGGUAUUAACUUUACUACAUCCGGAAUCUAGAGGUAAAAUUGAACUGAAAAGCAGUGAUCCUGAAGUUGCACCAUUAAUACAUUCCGGUUUCUUCUCUGAUGUACAAGAUAUAGAAACAUUCGCAAGAUGUGUUGAAGAUUAUACUAAAGUAAUAAAUUCCUCGUACCACAAAAGUUUUGAAGCUGAAAUUGUGGAUUUAAAUCUCGAUAAAUGCGCUAAAUUACCAUUUGGAAGUCAUGAAUACUGGAAAUGUUACGUAUUAAAUUUGUCAGGAACACAGUUUCAUCCAGUAGGUACUUGCGCAAUGGGUGCGGAAGGGGUUGUGGACGAAAGAUUAAGAGUAAAGGGUGUAAGAGGCCUACGUGUCGUAGAUGCCAGUGUGAUGCCAACUAUUACUAGUGGAAAUACUAAUGCCCCUGUCGUGAUGAUAGCAGAGAAAGCGGCGGAUAUGAUUAAAACAGAUAAUGGUUGUUAAUGAAAGAUUUUUUGAAAUAAAUAUUUUAUUA